Molecule: messenger RNA, 1632 nt
Organism: Suillus bovinus
Lineage: Eukaryota; Fungi; Basidiomycota; Agaricomycetes; Boletales; Suillaceae
Product: laccase
Exons: 11
Coding region: 1-1518 (505 amino acids)
Molecular function (GO): copper ion binding; oxidoreductase activity
Source: RefSeq, a predicted model, not a curated record
AUGUUCCAACUCUAUGUAUUCUUAUGCUUUCUGGCAAGCCUUCGGGUUUAUGCUGUGACUAUUGGCCCAGUUUCUGACCUCGUCAUUGCCAAUGGCGUUGUAUCCCCAGACGGGUUCCCCAGAUCGGCGGUCCUUGCUGGCGGCACUCAUCCGGGGCCCACUAUCAUGGCUCAGAAGGGGGAUACGUUCAAGAUUAACGUCACGAACCAAUUGAGUGACGAAUCGAUGCUAACGAGUACCAGUAUCCACUGGCAUGGACUAUUCCAGCAUCACAGCAACCAAAUGGAUGGCGUGGCAUUCGUUACGCAAUGUCCGAUUGCUCCAGGACAUUCCUUUUUAUACGACUUCAAUGCUCGCGACCAAGUGGGGACAUACUGGUACCACUCUCAUUAUGGAGUCCAAUAUUGUGACGGUCUACGAGGUCCGCUGAUCAUCUACGAUCCCGACGACCCAUACCGUUCAUUGUACGAUAUCGAUGACGGUGAGUAUAACAUUCCAUCACCUCAAGUACAGAGACAAGUGACCGCAGAUUCGGUGCUCAUCAAUGGUGUCGGGAGUUAUGAUGGAGGGCCGGACAUGCCUUUCGCUGUCAUCGACGUUCAGCCACGAAAGAGAUAUCGUUUCCGCUUGCUGAACAUGGCGUGCAAGCCAAACUACAUCUUCUCGAUCGACGGUCACAAUCUUACUAUAAUCGAAGUCGAUGGCCAAUACGUCGAGCCGCUCGUGGUAGACUCUAUUCAGAUCUACGCUGCGCAAAGAUACUCGUUCAUUCUCGAGACAGACCAGCCUGUCGACAACUAUUGGGUGCAUGCCGAUCCCGAUGCAGGUACAAAUGCUACAGCUAUCUUACGAUAUGCAGGCGCUCCCAUCGCGGACCCCAUGAACACGACAGCCUUAACCUGGGAUGCUCUGAAUGAGACCAGUCUACACCCCCUAUUCACGCCUUCGUCUCGUUUAAUGCAGGAACCAGACGUUAAACUUGACCUUGUUCUUGGGAAAAAUCUGUCCAAUUUCAACUUUCUCGUCAAUGGGGUCCAGUACACUUCUCCUAGUAUCCCUGUCCUGCUACAGAUACUGAGCGGUGCUAUGACGGCGGCGGAUUUUGCGCCCAACGGCACCGUAUACACUUUGCCACGGAACAAGGUCAUUGAAGUUUCAUUCAACCCCGAUAAUUCGCCUGGGGGUCCUCAUCCAUUCCACCUUCACGGGCACAGUUUCGCUGUUGUCAGAAGUGCUGGGAGUACCAGUUAUAACUAUGUCAACCCCGUCAUGCGUGAUACCGUGACCACCGGCAACCCCGGUGAUCGUGUGGCUUUCCGUUUCAUCACCGACAACCCUGGGCCUUGGCUGUUGCAUUGUCAUAUCGAUUGGCAUCUAUACACUGGAUUAGCUAUAGUGUUUGCAGAGGCUCCUGAAGAUGUUGCGGCUGACCAGCCUGUCAAUAAUGCUUCGAAGCAGCUCUGUCCGAUAUACAAUAGCCUUCCUCCGCAGAAUUUCCCUCUCCCUCCUGUUGAUUGAUAUUUUCGGUUCAUGUCUCCUCUUGUUCUAAAUCAUCUGUACAUUGCCUAAUACUUGACAUUGGUUCAUGGAGCCGUACUCCCGAGACACAAUUUAGUAAGAGAGUCCGAACUU